Messenger RNA from Rodentolepis nana, 642 nucleotides. The record is from the annotation of a GenBank genome assembly. NCBI's taxonomy places the organism in Eukaryota, Metazoa, Platyhelminthes, Cestoda, Cyclophyllidea, Hymenolepididae.
AUGGAACGGCCAUUCCUCACAGAAAACCAAGGAUAUCUGGUUCAUUGGGAUAUUCUAACCUGCACUCGUGAACUCAAUGCCACGAAAGAAGAGCUUGCUCAACGAAAUGAAGAAGUCAUGGAACUCAAAGCGGAGCAAAAUAAUACCCGACUUCUUCUUGAGCACCUGGAAUGUCUGGUGUCCAGACACGAGCGCUCUCUACGCAUGACCGUAGUGAAGCGUCACAAUCUUGCUUCAACAACAACAAUACCAGGAGGUGAUGAGUACAAUGGAAAUUCCAGUUCCAGUUCCAGUGGUAUCAGCUCAGAAGUCGAGGUACUCAAAGCGCUCAAAUCCCUCUUUGAACAUCACAAAGCCCUAGAUGAAAAGGUACGAGAACGGCUCAAAACAGCAAUUACUCGGGCAUCUCAAUUAGAGCAAGAACUCGCUGACUUAAAAGCGAAGCACCCCAUGUCAGAUGAUCGACACACCUCAUCAAUUUCUCCUAUAGGUAGACAUACCGAAAAGACGGAUGCUGAGACUCUAACCGAUCUCCCACUUGAAUUAAAACCAACCACAACCAGUCAACUUUCUUCAGGAUUAAAUUUUACCUACGACAGUUCGGUGAGUGUUUUAAUUGUAAAUGCCAAUUUAGAAAUAUAA